GUUCCAGCACAAACAAACCAUCGAUGGUGAGGAGCAACUUACAACAGAGGUUGACAUUGUGGCUUCUUCGUGGAUCCAUGGCAAACCUCUCAUGUCUGUAAAUAAGUUGUAGUAAUUUCUUAUGGAAUGUCUCUUUCUUACAGGCGAAUUAACAUUGAUUUUGAGAGUGAGGACGAGGAAAGACAGUCGAGGAAAAACCUUCCUAAACCACCAGCUCCCCCUAAACCACCUGCGGUGCCCAUCAUCAGAAGUCACCAAGCGACAUCAUCUACCACCAGCAGCCACUUUCAUAACACAUCAAACACAGUUACCAUCGCCACCCGCCACCCAUCUGCACCUACUGGGCAUAUCAUUCAUCCAUUCGCUACGCCCACCAACUCCAUCCAAAGUGAAACGGGAUCUGGAACGAGAACUCCUCUAUCAGAAUACAACUUUCAGCUUAAAGUUUUUAGGGCCAUAGAGGAGGUCAAGGUUAUAGCCCUGAACAAUGCCAAGAUGCUGCAAGCACAUCUGACCCAACAGGCUGCUAAUAAUUCUGUGGAAGAGCUGGACCCAUUGGAUGAGCUCGCGAUUCCAGCCUCCAGCUCAGAAGACUUAGAAGCUCUGAACCGGGCACUUGAGUCCGGAGCAGUCAGGAAAAAAGUGGUGCACCAUCUGGCAGUCAUUGGAGGAAGGGAUCUGAGAGCUGCUGUGUAUAUUUUACCAAAAAUCGUCACAAACCACCUUGCAGAACAAUACAGCCUCUAUGGACGGAAAGGCAAAAAGAAUUUCUCUGCUCACAAGCACUUGGUGGCCGUGAUAUUUAGGGCUGUACGAAAGAACCAAGGGUCAGAUACUCUGAGUGAUACUGAGAUCCAGGCUGUGUUGGGAGAUUGGCUGAAACAUGCGAAGUGUCGUAAAGACAAGUCAGCCAAUCGAGGACAGGACUGAUGAGGAGGACGAACCCUAAAUCGGGACUAUGCAGCUGCAACAUUGCUAGUUUGACCUGUUUCUCUGUACUAACAAGUGUUCUACUGUGGAGUACAAGACGUGUUUUUGUUUAGUAGUGUUUAGUGGUGAUCCAAAAGCAUUGUUUAUCAUACUAGAAAAUGUACAUGUAUAUAGUAACAACAAAAUUA
Molecule: messenger RNA, 1118 nt
Organism: Archocentrus centrarchus (flier cichlid)
Lineage: Eukaryota; Metazoa; Chordata; Actinopteri; Cichliformes; Cichlidae
Exons: 4
Coding region: 127-930 (267 amino acids)
Source: RefSeq, a predicted model, not a curated record